AUGGUCAAAACAGUCGUCGUUCUCGGCGCCGCAUAUGGCGGCCUGGCCGUAGCUCAUCGUCUGCUAAAGUACACCCGCCAGAAAGAGCCGGACCUUAGAGUGAUCCUGGUUUCAAAGACCACUCAUUUCUACUGGAACAUGGCGUCCGUCCGCGCUAUUGUGCCCGGCAUCGUCAAAGACGAGCAGGUUUUCCAGCCAAUCGAGCCCGGUUUCGCCCACUAUCCCAAGGAAAGCUUCGAGUUCGUCCUCGGAACCGCCACGGGACUGGACGUGGCACGCAAGUCGGCCCUCGUAUCGACCUCAUCCGGGCCCAGGUCCCUGCCGUACGACUAUCUUGUCCUCGCCACCGGCGCCCGCUCCGCCUCCCCCGACAUGCCAUGGAAAUCGGCCAACACCCACGAGGAGACGCAGGCCCUCCUUCACGCAACCGCCGAAAAGGUCAAGGCCGCCAAGCACAUCGUCGUCGCCGGCGCGGGCCCCACGGGCGUCGAGUGCGCCGCCGAGAUCCGCUUCGAAUUCAAGGACAAGGAGGUCCACCUCCUGUCCGCCAACGACGAGAUCCUCGCGGGUGACACCAUCGCCCGGCCCGUCGAGAACGAAAUUGCGAGGCUGGGCGUGCAGGUCAAGAAGAACGCGCGCGUCGCAAACUCGCGGCCGUUGCCGGAUGGCAAGACUGAGGUCAAGCUCAUGAGUGGCGAGGUCAUCCGGACGGACCUGUACCUGCCGACCAUGGGCCUCGUGCCAAACACUGAGUACCUGGAUGCCAGCCUGUUGAACGAUCGCAAGUACGUCAACGUGGAUGAGUUUAUGCGCGUCAAGGGUGUCGAUAACAUCUGGGCGUGCGGAGACAUCGUCUCGUACCCGCGGGCGGGCUUCAUGGUCACGGAUAAGCAGGCCGCCGGCGUAGUCAAGAACAUUGAGCUCGCGAUCGACGCCAGGGACCAGGUGGUCGCGAAGGGCAUGCCCGUCGACGUUUACGUUUGCGCCACAGGUCGUAGCCGCGGCGCGGGCCGCAUCGGCUGGGUCAAGGCUCCCUCUCUGAUGAUCUGGGCCGUCAAGAGCCGUAAUCUCGGGAUGCCGAUGGCUGUGCCGUAUGCCAAUGGCGGUCAGUGGUAA
Messenger RNA from Colletotrichum orchidophilum, 1116 nucleotides. RefSeq lists its product as uncharacterized. NCBI's taxonomy places the organism in Eukaryota, Fungi, Ascomycota, Sordariomycetes, Glomerellales, Glomerellaceae. The record is from RefSeq and is a predicted model, not a curated record. Gene Ontology annotation, molecular function: electron-transferring-flavoprotein dehydrogenase activity; flavin adenine dinucleotide binding. The transcript is spliced from 3 exons. The coding region runs from base 1 to 1116 and encodes 371 amino acids. Gene Ontology annotation, cellular component: cytoplasm.